This is a messenger RNA of Brenthis ino (lesser marbled fritillary), 2739 nucleotides long. NCBI's taxonomy places the organism in Eukaryota, Metazoa, Arthropoda, Insecta, Lepidoptera, Nymphalidae. The record is from the annotation of a GenBank genome assembly.
AUGAUGGCAGCAAAUAAUUAUUUUGGGUUUACCCAUGGAGGGACCCAAUAUGGCGCGGCAACAGCCAGCGCUGCAUACGGCGGCCAAACGGGGUACGCCGUGGCACCGGCUGCGACCGCCGCGACGUACGGGACCCAACGUGCCGCAGCAACAGGAUACGAUACUGCGUAUCAAGCAGCAGCCGCCACCCAAGCGGCACACGCGCACGCGCACGCGGCCGCUGCGGCGGCUUCUGCAUACGACGCGAGUAAGAGUGCAUAUUACCAGCAAGCGGCAGCCGCCUACCCCGCCGCAGCCCCUCCCCAGCCACAGCCCACGUACGACGCCACAGCCAAGCCGGCUUACUCCACACCGGCUACAUAUGCACAGUAUGGGCAGGGCGGCGCGCGCGGCGGCGGCGGCGCUAAGGCGUACGGCAGCGUGUACACCGCCACCACGGCCGCGUCCUACCCCUCGCAGCCCUACACCGCGCCCGCUGCGCAACCCGCUAAACAGACGGCUAACAGGGGCACCUCUGCUUAUGAUACAGCUCUCUACAACGCGGCGACCAUGUAUGUGGCCCAGCAGAACAAAACCGGCGGCGGCGGAGGGUGGAAAAAUUACAAUAAGAGUGGAGUAGGCGCGGGCCAGCAGCGGCGGCCGAAGCCUCCGCCCAAGGCGCAGCAGCUGCACUACUGUGACGUGUGCCGCAUCUCCUGCGCCGGCCCACAGACAUACAAAGAGCACCUGGAGGGCCAGAAGCACAAGAAGAAGGAGGCGGCGGUGAAGCUGGCGGCGGCGGGCGGUGCGAGCGGCGGCGGUGCGCGCGCGUGCGGCGCGUCGGCGCUGCGCUGCGAGCUGUGCGACGUGACGUGCACGGGCGCCGACGCCUACGCGGCGCACGUGCGCGGCAUCAAGCACCAGAAGGUGGUCAAGCUGCACACCAUGCUCGGGAAGCCCAUACCCUCCACUGAGCCCACCAAGAUACAGCCAGCCAAAAAGACCAUUGCCGGACCGCCGACAAUCGCGUUCGUGGCGCGCGGGGGCCUCAGAACCGUCUCCCCCGCAGACGCCCCCGACGACGCGCCCGAGGACGACGAGCCCGAGGUGCAGCCCGUGGGGCUCGACUACAUCGAGGAGAUCCGCGGCGACGACGGCAAGGCGCUCAGCUUCAACUGCAAGCUCUGCGACUGUAAGUUCAACGACCCCAACGCCAAGGAGAUGCACAUGAAGGGUCGCCGCCACCGCUUGCAGUACAAGAAGAAGGUCCAACCGGACCUGGAAGUGAAGGUUAAGCCGUCCAUGCACCAGCGCAAGCUGGCUGAGGCCAAGGCGCAGCGCAUGCUCGUGCGCGACGAGCUGUGGGCGCGUCGCCGCAUGCACGAUAGUGGAGAAGAAGAGGAACGUGCCUACUGGGAAGGUGCAGACUGGUGGCGUGGACCACACCAUCAUCAUCACCAUGGCAUGGGCAUGGGGUACGGGCCCGUGGGGCGGCGGCCGGAGACGUCGGACGACCGCCACGUGCUGGCCAAGCACGCCGACAUCUACCCCGCUGAGCAGCAGCUGCAGGACAUCCAGCGCGCCGUGUCGCACACCGAGCGCGCGCUCAAGUCGCUCUCCGACGCGCUCGCCGACCACGCCCGCCCAAAGGGUGUUCCAACUAAAGUUGUAGUUAAAACUGAAGAGAAGAAAGAAGAAAAACCUGAAGGAAAGGAAGAUGGCCGCGAUAAUCAAUUGUUCUCGUUCGUGGCCGAGGGCGAGGCGGCCCCGGCGGCGGCGGCGGGCGCGGGCGCGGGCGGCGCGGCGGGCGCUGGCGCGGCGGCGGGCGAGGCGGCGACGGCGGCGGGCGGCGCGCGCGCGCUCAAGGGCGUGAUGCGCGUGGGGCUGCUGGCCAAGGGGCUGCUGCUGCGCGGCGACCGCGACGUGCGCCUCGUCGUGCUCUGCCACGACCGCCCCACCGUCACGCUGCUCAAGCGCGUGGCCGCAGACCUGCCCGCGCAUCUCAAUAAAGUCAAGGGCUCGACGGAGGAGCCGAAGUAUAAAGUGGAGCUGCUGCCGGCGGAGGGCGCCGUGCAGGUGUCGGACAGCGGCGUCAACGUGCUGGUGUCGCUGACGUCGGCCGUGAUGCGCGAGCCCGCGGAGGGUGGCGACAUAAAGCGAGACGACAAGGAUGUGCUCCCGCGGCAGAAGUGUUUGGACGCGUUGGCCGCCCUUCGGCACGCCAAGUGGUUCCAGGCUAGGGCGGCCAGCCUGCAGUCCUGCGUCAUCAUCAUCCGCAUCCUGCGCGACCUGUGCCGCCGGAUACCCAACUGGACGCCGCUCGACCCAUACGCGAUGGAGCUGCUCGCGUCGGGCGUGAUGCAGUCGGCGGGCGGCGCGCUGUCGCCGGGCGAGGCGCUGCGCCGCGUCAUGGAGGCCGUGGCGGGCGGCCUGCUGCUGGACUCGGGGCCCGGCCUGCGCGACCCCUGCGAGAAGGACCUCGUGGACGCCCUCGGCAACUUGCCACCUCAGAAACGUGAAGAUUUAACCGCAUCGGCGCAGCAAUUUCUCAGACAGAUUGCCUUUAGACAGAUACACAAAGUAUUGGACAUGGAGCCCCUGCCGAAGGUAAAGCACGUGGCCGGCAGCUGGAAGUUCCCGCGCAAGCGCAGGCGCUCCAACACCGACCACGACCCCGACACGCCCAACGGCGAAGGUAAAGUGGUGAAGACGGAAGAGAAGAGCGACGCGUCGGAGACGCUGGCGACGCCCGCCAAGAAG